CAAGAGCCAUCUAAAUAUCAUACGGAACCAGUCUGUGUCGCAGAAUAUAGUGCCCAAGCACGUUCUACGGAUCGGGAGCCUUGUUACUCCGCAGACAAGACCAUCUCAAGUGUACCGGUACCAUACGAAACUGACAUGACCAAACAUGAAUCUACCACUCCCUCCGGGCAAGCGCAUCACCAUCAACCAACGUUUUCUUUUACAGAAGGCAAACAGCCUUUCAGCGUAGCUGCAGAGGAUUCGAAAUGGCCAGGAUUUGCUGCCGACUUGCACAAGUGGUUCCGUACUGAAGACUCCGCGACGGCCAAAUACCCUAUCAGCGUUCAAGCUGAGACGUCUAACGAAGAUUCAUCUGGGAUCGAAUUUCCUCCGUGGCCCAGUCACUCAGAGACCGAACCAGAAAAGGCCUUUCACCCUGUUGACUUGCCAGUAGCUGCGCCGAACAGAGAAGGCGCGAAAAAAAUUUUCGCAGUUCCGUCCUUGUUACAAGAACUGGAAGGGCCAUUUGUAUUUGAUCCGACUGAAAAAGACGAUGGCGUCGAAAGCACACAAGAAUGUAUUCACACGGACGGUGUCAGCGGAACAGACCAAGGUACAGUCGUGGCUUCUCUCAACAAUAUCCCGGAUCUUGCUGGUCCUCAGAUAAGCGGUCUAGCAAUCGCCGCCGGCACAGAUGGAGCGGGCAAGACAAAGGUACAAAAGCGAAGGCUCUCGUUCAGCGACGAAGUUACUGCCAGUGACGACGCAGCUUCUCGUGAAAAACAUAAGCUACUGGUUGGUUACUCUGACGUCGGUUCCAGAGCAGACGCCUCGCCCUCGGAAAACGCUGCUCGUUCAUCAAGAAAGCAAGCAACGUACAUCUACCUUGCCGGCGCCACGAUUCCGGAAGAAGAAUAUUCCCUAGACAAACACGAGCUGUCAGCUGCGCUGGAAAGUGACACGUCAGCCAAGGCGGAUGAAGAGGAAUUAAUGUUGCCCUACAAUGCGAGACAAAGCGCACCGGAUGGCGAGUUGAACAAUGAGGAGCACAGGACAGGUAGCGCGUCCCAAUACGGUGAACUUAUAGCAAGUACAUUUACGCAGUCCGCUCCCAACGACGUCACCACAGCGACGAAUGCCACGUGGAGCGCAGAGAACAGAGACGACGACUUGCAGCGUCCUGUGUACGUCGAAACGGGUUUCGAGGAUGCAAGGCGCCAAGUGAACAAGUCCUGGCUAUCCCUCCGCACUGGAAGCGCCGACUAUAGCAACGAGCAAGUGGAAAACACUCGCGGUGGUGAAACGGCGUUUGGCGACCGUCGCGCGAAUGCUACGGAAGUAGGAGACAAUACCUGGGAAAGCUCGACUAGAGAAUUUGAAUCCAGUGUCCCAACAGGCGCUGCCACGAGCGAUCCCGCGGGCGCGGGAGGUGUCCCCUCAACCGAGCGAAAGGCUUCGCUAAGCAGCGUCAGUGUAGGGUACACCCAAGAACCGCAGCCAAAUGACGGUAACGUUUCUUCUUACAGCGGCGAUGCCUCGGAUGACUUGGAAAGCCUAAAAAUGCGCCUCUUCGGAACAAGAAGCCGCUCCCAGGGUCCAGGGGACAUUGCCGAUGACGAGAUUCGAAAAAGUGAGGCCACAUCCACGCUCAGCGCUUCCCACAUCGUGGCCACGGACGCACCGUUUCCGUGGGAGCACACACGCAGCGUUGAUUCAGAGACCGGGUACGCCCCAGCGAUCAUAUUAAGAGACGACGCCUACCAAAUGAGCUUGCCGGGCUCGGCAGUGGCUGAGGGUGUGGCAGACAUAGCCAACAAAUACGAGGUUCCCGCUGCAGGAAAGGAAACUACGAAAUCGGAAAGUGCAUUGUCGCCUACAUUCGGAGAUGUGUUAAACGCUGAAGAAGGUGCUACGCGACAUGGCGAAGAACAGUCCGAUUCGGAUAUUACGGCACGAGCAGCCCCGAUUCAGCUGGAACCUUCCCAACGCGGAGGCAGCGAGUCGCCCACGAAUGAUGAUGGAGAAGGGCGUAUAGAGCAUCUCUUGAAGACGGCAGGCGUGGACAGAAAGGACGACGCCCACGACAUCAGUCACGAAGUGCCUGACGCUGACGACGAGAGUUCGAAGCUUGCUUCCCACUGCGAAGAGCUGCGAUUCGAGAACUUCAGAACGGUUGUAGAACACAUGGCGGACCUGUCGGCGCGAAGCGAGACAAACAUUGUGUACGAGUCCUUCGUUCCCGCUAUUGGCAAAGUCAGAGACAUGCUCGGUAGCGUUUAUUAUGAUACUGCAUUCACGGUUCGCGUCGUAGACGACUACGAUUUACCGUCCAUCAUGUACGACCGCUGGAACGAGGAUGCUGCCAGCGUGGCUCCAACGAUCAAGACUUUCUGGACCUACAGCCCACACAGCGUCUUGAUGUCCGUCGACGAGAACGGCACACAUUGCGGCAUCAUCAGCGCCAUCGUGUUCGAGGACGAGCAGGCCUUCUGCGCGGCCAACAGCGUCAAGUGCGACUUCCUGGCGAACGGUGUCAAGCGGCAACUGUGGGACGCACUGCUGAGCGUUCAGCGCGGCAAGAACUUGUUCACCGUGGUGCCGGCCGAGCAGGUGAGCGCCUACUACCGCCAUCUGGGCUUCUACACGUCGGCCAGGGGCCUCAUCCUCCACGGAAAGCUGGCGUCAGACACGGACCUCGCGCCGCUAGGCCAAGUCCCGUUGCCGGACGGUGUCGAGAUCGCCAAGUUCAAGAAGCAGAUGUACGCGUCGCUGCUGAGCUUCGACAAAAGCACGCUCGGGUUCGGCCGCAAGCGGUUCUGGAGGAUGACUCUGCGCGAGGGCCCCAUCUCGUUCCGUGUGGCGCUCCGAGGGGGCAGCAAGGGCCAAGUGUGCGGCUACGCGGGCCUCCAGAACGACGUGAGCGGCGUGCCCGUCGUGCGCUGGCUGGUGGCCGCCGACGAACACGUGGCGGUCCGGCUUCUGCACAACCUGCUGGACCGGGUCGCGCACAGUUCCGUCAGCGCGGCGCCUGGAUGGCGCUGUACGCGCGCAGCCACGCGUCAGCCGCGCUCCUUCGGCACCUGGACACCAGCAGCUUCCAGCCGUGGAUGCUCAUCUUCAACCGACGGGAGCCUUUCCUCCAGUACCGGAACAUUGCAGUGCUCACCUACAUAUGAACCGCACCCACGGCAAUUUCCAUCUUUUUUUUUUUCUUUUUCGCUGAUGUUACGCAUGCGCGGGGAGAUUUUCAUUUUAUUUGUUAUUCGUUAUUGGCAAUGAAACUACUAUAUGCAAGAAGGCUUUGGUGCGCUGCUGCUCUCUACUGCACGGUACACGCGAACCUUUAACCGUGAUGUCUCAUUGUGCGUACACGGGAGAGAGCACGGCGCUAAUUAACGAUCCAUCGCAUGUACGUUACACGGUCGUGAGAAAGCGUAAUUGGAAUACCUUAACCAAAUCUUAGCCCAACUAUAGAUUAAACUGGUAAGGUUAGCGUAGCGAGGCAGCAACACUUUCAUGCCUAACAGCCGAACAUCAAAGGGUGGAGCACCCUUAAUUGUUGGCACUUGCGAGUACCACCAGUCAAUUCAGUUAAAACACAGAAACAACAUUUUCUUUUUUAUACAUGACCGAAUAUCUGUGCAGCUUCGCAAGCAAAAUUAUAACACAGUGCACAGCAGAUUAUUGCAAGACAACAAUACGCAUAUUCUAGAAUAAAGUGCAAGUUACUUUUAAAUUACGGUACGCAAUGUUAAAGGGCUCGGGAUUCCUGGCAAUGUAGAGCAAAAGUGUAAGAACAUGUGUUUACUUUGGAAUUGAUUACAUGCGAAAUAUAUAUUACGUAGCAAUAAUACACUACAUGUGUAAUUUCUCAACGUUGAUUCGCAGUGGUUACUCUUGCACUUUCUGUAAUGCUGAUAAGCACCUAACGCAUAAAAUGGCUGUGCAAAAAAGGCAUUGGCAGAAAGAGGCCGGUAUUACUGUCGACAGCCCGGGAUAUUUCAUUGGCUAAUGUAGGAGUGCAGUACCCGAAAUCCUUUAUCGGACGUCAUGAAACGUUGAGUGUAUAUGCCUAUAGUGUUCAUAUUGUACAUUACACACGAUACGUGUUAAUUAAAAACCCCAGAGGCCACAGAUGCUGUAUAUAGUUUGAAUGACUAUAUGUGUGGAUUAAAUGACGUUAAAUAAAGUAUAAUCUAAAGGAGAAUUGCAGGUUAUUUUACAAACAAAUGUAUGUACCCUGACA
Dermacentor silvarum is the source of this 4225-nucleotide messenger RNA. RefSeq lists its product as uncharacterized. NCBI's taxonomy places the organism in Eukaryota, Metazoa, Arthropoda, Arachnida, Ixodida, Ixodidae. The transcript has 3 exons. Bases 136 to 3258 code for a protein of 1040 amino acids. The record is from RefSeq and is a predicted model, not a curated record.